AUGCAGCAAUCUAGGCAAAUAGCGGACGUGUUGAACGUAUCGGACGGUGGGUUAGCAGACAAGGAAAAGAACCUCUCUGGUAGCAUCAACAACAAUCAUCAGCAUGUGCAGAAUGAUUCUGGCUCUGCCCUCCAACAAUUUCUUGAUCACAUACCCAUUAGUUCAAUAGCCGGCAUAAAAGAUUCACCCGUUUUGGAAUUGAAAGCUGGAGAUAGUCUAAGGGAUGCAAUUCAUAUGUUGUACGAAAAGGACAUCUUUGCUGCAGCCAUUGUGGAUGUCUUAGACCCCGACACAGCCACCAUAAGAAUAAGAUUUUCAGAUCGGUAUAUUGGCUUCAUUGAUUUUGCAAGUAUGGUUCUUUGGUGUCUUGAGGAAUAUGAAAAGAUCGGGAAUAAUUCCAUGGAACAGUGUCAUAAGGAUAUAGAGAACGGUGGCUUUUUCUCCAUUUUGGAGCAGAUUCCUCAGAUUGGGCAAACCAAGGUUGGCGAGUUGGCUAAGUCAUUCCUCUGGGAACCAUUUUUCCCCGUACGCUUGGAUGACACGAUUUUGCAUGCACUGCUACUUCUUUCUAAGCAUCGGUUGCACGUUUUGCCGGUCAUGCAGCAACCUGAUCCUGGACUCAUCGGUUUUGUUACACAGAAUGCCGUAGUCCAACUCCUCCUUCAAUCAAGUGAACUAGAGUGGUUUGAUAGUAUUGCAGACAAGCAUUUGUCAGAUUUCAGAUUUGAAGACCAAAAACAUCCUAAUUGUGUAUCUGGGGACCAAACUGUUGCAGAUGCUUUAAAGUUGCUCUGGCAGAAACAAACUUGUGCUGUUGCCGUUGUAGAUAAACAGACUAAGAAGCUCCUGGGUAAUGUGAGGAACAGUGACGUUUAUCAUCUUGCAAAGAAUGAUAACCUCCUUACAAAUAGAACGAUUUUGACUGUGGAAGAAUUCAUUCACACAGAGAGUGACAAAGUGCACAUUAAACCAACCAUUGAAGAUGACCAUGGGGCUCUUCUUACAGCAGGAAGUCUCCGUCUGAAAAACAGCUUCACACCCAGAAUGGACUCACCAGUUAGCAACAAGGAAAACGAUACGCUCAAGCAAGUAAUGGAGCGUAUGAUAGAGACUAAUAGCAGUUUCAGCUUUCUGAUCAAUGAUAAUGAACAAGUUACAGGUUUGCUCACACUGAGAGAUAUAAUUCUGCAGUUUGCCCCACCAUGUUUGGAUUCUGGCAUUGGUGGAGGUGGCUUUUUUGAAUUUGCUUUGGAGCAGAGUGGAUGUCAAGUAAAAAAUGGAAAUAUUGUUCGUAAUCAUUGA
This is a messenger RNA of Gastrolobium bilobum, 1302 nucleotides long. Its product is annotated as SNF1-related protein kinase regulatory subunit gamma-1-like. Lineage: Eukaryota; Viridiplantae; Streptophyta; Magnoliopsida; Fabales; Fabaceae. The transcript is spliced from 7 exons. Bases 1 to 1302 code for a protein of 433 amino acids. The record is from RefSeq and is a predicted model, not a curated record.